AUGGAAGUUAUGAAACACUUCGCCGAAGUGGUCGGACGCGCGACGCCUGGUAGGCUGGACAAGGAGGAGGCCCUGGAUAAGAACAAGGAACGGACAACAGCCAAGACGAUACCGAAUAAGAUUCGAAAAUUCAUGUCGCAAUGGCAGAGGAAGACUCACCUUACCAUCCCUAAAGACGUUCAUGACUCGAUGGCUCCUUACAUCAAACAUGUGCUUAGACACAAAAUUCCGCUGUCCAUCGAGGAGAAAGAACCCACCUAUUUGACAAUAGAGAACUAUGUCGCCAUGGAAGAGUUCCUCUGGCUGAACGAUCAUCACGACUACGCCCAUGAAGCGAGCCGAGUGGACUGCAGUGCCCCAUUGAAGAUGCACUGCUACACCUCUGCGAGACUACAAGAAAUCUUCAAGGCAAAGUACAAGGUCUGA
Molecule: messenger RNA, 426 nt
Organism: Exophiala oligosperma
Lineage: Eukaryota; Fungi; Ascomycota; Eurotiomycetes; Chaetothyriales; Herpotrichiellaceae
Exons: 2
Coding region: 1-426 (141 amino acids)
Source: RefSeq, a predicted model, not a curated record